This is a messenger RNA of Epinephelus fuscoguttatus (brown-marbled grouper), 8087 nucleotides long. RefSeq names its product prospero homeobox protein 1-like. Gene Ontology annotation, molecular function: RNA polymerase II cis-regulatory region sequence-specific DNA binding; DNA-binding transcription factor activity, RNA polymerase II-specific. Bases 787 to 3282 code for a protein of 831 amino acids. Gene Ontology annotation, cellular component: nucleus. The transcript is spliced from 7 exons. Lineage: Eukaryota; Metazoa; Chordata; Actinopteri; Perciformes; Serranidae. Gene Ontology annotation, biological process: regulation of transcription by RNA polymerase II. The record is from RefSeq and is a predicted model, not a curated record.
CUGAGGAACUUUUAUCUUCAGUGAGGUGUGUGAGCACUCUGCUGUUUGUGACUGUUAAACCCUGAUGUGACUGCUGAGCCUCGUUCAACUUAAAAUGUCUGAAAACUUCGAGGAGCUAAGUGAGACCAGAGAGGCCGAGUGGACUGGUUAUACUGGGACAGAGAGGCCGAGUGGACUGGUUACGUUGUGCUUUGAGUACAGGAGCACAGACGCUGAGCCUGGAGCAGACUGGACACUGACAGGAUGCCUUCACACAGGCCGGUGUUACCCUCCUCCUGACCUCCCCUGAGGCAGCCAGAUCUCCUCUGGUGUGAAAGGUCAGCAAGUGGUCAAGAGAGGUCACCAGAGAAAGGCCGCUGCAGUGCAGAGAGUCUGCUGGGUGCCAUGCCAAACAUCCACGGUGGAGGUCAAAGGUUACACAGAUACAUAAACCAGACAAAAGGGUGCCAACAGGUACAAGAUGUGUGAAUGUCCACUGCUGUAACAGGAGAGCGGACUGCUGCGGAGAGCUAAACUUAUAACUGGAGCCUAAUGUGUGGUGAGAGAGGCACUUUAGAGCUACUUAAGCCGUGUACAUGUCACUUCAUACCCUAUAGACGCCUCUCUUUAUAGUAUUUGGGGGAGUGCAGAAAGGCUGAAGCACAGGUGAGAGUUCAUAGGAGCAAAGUUGGUCCCCUCCCGAUGGAGCUGCGAGCCUGACUGUGUAACCCCCAAGAAAUGGUACUCAGAGGCUUUGAUCCUAGAGGACUGGGUUUGCGGGAUAUGGCCCAAUAGCAGCAGCCCGUGAUGCCGGACCAUGACAGCGACUCCCUCCUGAACAGACAGACCAAGCGAAGACGUGUGGACAUUGGUGUUAAGAGGACCGUGGGCAGCACAGCCUCCUCCACAGCAGCAGCCACAACAACAACCACUGAUAACAUUGCCCGCGCCAAAGCAGCCAUUUUCAGUGCCAUGAACUCUCUGAGCUCCCACUCUCACCACGGAUCAGACACCGACUCCAUGGAGUGCUCUGUAGUGCAGCCACAUGGUGGGCCUGGCGUUGUGUCAGCCAGCGACAGCGAGUCCAAGUCCAAUGUACUCCGAAAGCUACUGAAGAGGGCCAACUCAUACGAGGACACCAUGAUGCCCUUCCCUGGCACCACAAUUAUCUCCCAGCUUCUCAAGAAUAACAUGGCGAAAAAUGGAGGGGGACCCGAGAGGGGAGAAAGAGGGGACAGGGGUGAUAGAGGGGAUGUCGGCUUCCCCGGAUCAGGGCUUUCCAAUGCAAGUUCAGAUGCUCCCCAGGAAGAUGCCUGCAGUAACUCCUCCCAUGAUAGCACCCCUCAAGAAUGCUUGUCACCCUUUGGUCGCCCUCCCGGCCUGGCCUCGUUUGACAUUGAACGUCUCAAUGAUGAACACCUGCGUGCCAAGCGAGCCCGCGUAGAGAACAUUAUACGUGGUAUGAGCCACUCGCCCAGUGUGGUGGUACCUGCUGCCUCCCGUCAUGAGCGCGACCAUGAGAUGGAUGGAGACCGGGAGAUGGAUCUAGACUGCCCACCCCCUCAGUCUCAGCAGCAGGCCCCCAGCAGCCCACGGGGAGGCGAGGUGUGCAGCAGUAGCAGCCGAGAGAACAAGCGUAAGCAGCGUCUGCCUCAACAGCAGCAACAGAGCUUCACCCAGCUGGUGUGCCAGAGGAAGGAACAGAAGCAGGAGGAGCGACGGCAACUGAAGCUGCAGCUGGAGGACAUGCAGAAACAGCUACGCCAGCUGCAGGAGAAGUUCUUUCAGAUCUAUGACUCGACCGAUGACUCAGAACACAACGACCUCCACAAUGACCUCCACAACGACAUAGGGAACAUGUCUGAAGACAGCCCGGGCAGGUCUGACACCGGCGGUGAUGACCGGGGUGGAGAUGACUUGCGCUCUGACAAUGAAAUGUCUGACUUGGACCCGGGCCAUUUCCUCGACAGGGCGCGGGCGUUGCUUCAGGAGCAGGCCAUGCUGGCAGACGGAGAGAAGCCAAGAAGAGAGGGGCUCAGCCGGAGCAAAGGACAAGGAGGUCCAGGCUCCUCCAUGCAUGCUGAAGGUAAACAACUGGCAGAAACACUCAAGCAGGAACUCAAUUCAGCCAUGACCCAGGUGGUGGACACAGUGGUUAAGGUGUUUGCCAAGCCUCCACGCCCCACGCCCCAGCAGGCCUUCCCCUCGCUCUCCAUACCUCCUGAGAGAUUUCCCACCACCGUCAAUGGAGACAACUCCAACUUCCAUACUGCCAACCAGAGGCUGCAGUGCUUCGGCGAUGUCAUCAUUCCCAAUCCACUAGACUCCUUCGCCAGCAUGCCCGGGAUGCCCGGUCCCACCAACGACCAAACCGAAGCGAUACCCUUAGUCGUGAGGAAGACACCCAGCGAGCACCACCACCACCAGUCCUCAGCUGUGGGAGCCCAUGGCGGGCACCACCACCCCGUCCUCCACCCCUCAUCGCUCUCAGCCUCCAUGGGCUUCAGUCCCCCAUCCUUUAGACACCCCUUUCCACUGCCUCUCAUGGGCUACCCUUUCCAGAGCCCCCUCGGUGGGCCCACAGGUGGCUACCCAGGCAAGGACCGUUCCUCUCCAGACUCUAUGGACCUGUCCCGGGAGACCACCAGCCUGAGGACCAAGAUGGCAUCAGGUCACCACUUGGCGCACCACCAUCGCUCUUGUUCACCAGCGCACACUGGCAGCACAGCCGAGGGACUCUCCCUGUCCCUCAUCAAGUCUGAGUGCAGUGAUCUCCAAGACAUGGCCGACAUCUCUCCCUACUCAGGCAGCAAUAUCCAAGAAGGUCUCUCCCCCAAUCAUCUGAAGAAGGCCAAGCUUAUGUUUUUCUACACCCGCUACCCGAGUUCUAAUAUGCUGAAGAUGUUCUUCUCUGAUGUCAAGUUUAACCGCUGCAUCACCUCCCAGCUGAUCAAGUGGUUCAGCAACUUCAGGGAGUUCUACUACAUCCAGAUGGAGAAGUUCGCCCGCCAGUCCAUCAACGACGGAGUCACCGGAGUCGAGGAGUUGGGCGUCAGCCGCGACAGUGAGCUCUUCCGAGCCCUCAACAUGCACUACAACAAGGCCAAUGACUUCGAGGUCCCUGAACGCUUCCUGGAGGUGGCUGAGAUCACACUGAGAGAGUUCUUCAACGCUAUCGUGGCCGGCAAAGACGUGGACCCGUCCUGGAAGAAGGCCAUCUACAAGGUCAUCUGCAAACUGGACAGCGAAGUCCCCGAGAUCUUCAAGUCCCCCAACUGUCUCCAAGAGCUUCUACACGAGUAAAUUCCUCCUCCUCCUCCUCCUCCUCUUCCUCUUCGCUCAACGCUUUGCGCUUUCUUUUUUUUAUUUCCUCUGAUUUCAUAGAAUUUUAAAAAAUAUUCUUUUUUUUUCUUGUUUUUCCCUUUCCCCCAACUUUUCUUUGGAUUUCCUGUUUUUUUUUUUUUUGUUUUUUUUUUUGAAUGUAUGAAAGUUAUGAAGUAGCAUUCCCAAUCUGAAGCCUCUGUGGCAGUUCCUAAAUGACCUAGCUAUUGUGUUGUUGUUCUUAAAUGAUAAUUAUCAUGACGGUUAUUAUUUGUUUUGUUUUUGUAUGAUUCUGAACUGAAGAGACUCUAAUCUUAUUGGGUGUUUUUUUUUUUCGUUUUUUUUUUUCUUUUUCUUUUUUCUUUUUUUUUUGGACCGUGUGAACCCUCAUCCGUUUGGCCUGUUUUAUGAUCAACACUAACAAAGUCCUCGGUGUGUGUAGACGGAGUUCCCAAGUUCCCAUUUACACUACUAAGAACAUAGGCUGGGUUCCCUGAAGACUUUAUUCACGGCACCCGGGGGUGUCCCUCCAAUCCAGCGGGUGUCCAAAUGAACUGUCCCCGCGAGACUGUGCUACUGAAGAUGUCCCCAACAGGACACACACACUCAUGCACACAGAAACAAGGCCUAGUAAGGUUACUGACUGGACUCAGACUGGACUCAUGGUACUGGUCUGUGCUAACCUGUGGGACUUGGACUGGUUUCAAAUAGCUACUGAGCUCUACCAUGUUUUGAAGUGUGUUUUCCCCGCAAGUAGGGCAUUGUGUUUAAUGGGUGUACAUUAUUAUUUUUGAUUAUUAUUAUUAUUGUUGUUGUUGUUUAUGAUUAUUAUUAUUUGUCAUCACUGCUUGCUGAAGAUUGGCACUUCGAGAUUUGUUUGUCCCUUGAUGCCGUUGCAGAAAAAAAUAAAUUAUUGCUAUUAAUAUUAUUCAAAGAGUUUAGAUUCUGGAAUAAUUUGCCCACCGUUUCCCCAUCCUUCUCCUUACUCCUGUUUUCGUUUGUCCAUCUCCCAAGUGGACUUUGCUUUUGUUUGUUUUAUUUUAUUUCAGUGGUCUGAGGCAACUCGCCUGGAAAGGGUUUAGAUUUGGGGUUUUAACGGAAGUCAUCAAACUUAUGGCUGUAGUGACUAGCCCAUCCUGCACAGGACCAUUCUGGCAGAAACACAUGAAGUAAACGGUGAAGAAGUCUAGAAAUAUGCAGAAGAAGUGUGGCCUUUUCGGUGUGUAGAUGGCUUAAUUUCCGUAGCCAAUCCAGCUUUGAUAACUAAACUACUCCCACUAAACAAGCCUUUUGUCCAGCUAUCAAAAAAAAUUAUAAUCGCCUAAUUUCCUGUCUCUGAUUAGUGGACAUACACAGAAAUAACUGCAUAGGGGUUUUUUUUGUCUUUUUAUAGCACUGUUCACUGAAUAGCUCCUGUGUGAGAUGAAGUCAGCCUGUUGAUACAGCAGGCUUUUAUUGUGAUUAGCCUACACAAGGUGUAAAUGACAUUAUGACGUUAUUUCAAUAGCAGUUGAUACUUGAAUAUAUCAGAAUACUGUGGCAAUCUAAAGCACGGCGUCGCUGAAACAAUAGAUAAUUGAGUACAUAUGAAUAGAAGCAUCGCAGGGAGGAAGAUAACACAAGGAGGGCAAAGGGAGAGGUUGAUAUAAGCUGAAACACGGCGUUUGUUAAUUCUGCUUCAAGAGGAACUUCCCCCACAGACACACAACACACACACACACACACACACACACACACACACACACACACACACACACACACACACACUGCUCCUUCCCUCCAUGCUCACCUGCCUUUGAGUGAUCUAGCUCCUCUCUCAAUGCAACAAUACGAGGUCGGAGGUGAGCACUCACCCCGGGGGUAGAUGGAGAAGCUCUCAGCACUACAAAGAGCGGGGACAAAGGCACAGAGCGAGGAGCAACACGCACCUGAAACCCUCCGCUCUGUCCCUCCGUCCCAAACUGGCAGCUUUCAAGACCCAAAGUGUGAUUCUGUUAAAGCCACUGUGCCCAGUUUGUUAAACGUCAUUCCUUUUUACCUGAGAUUUUAAUCCCAGAUUUUCCACUUGAGUUGUACAUUUUAUCCGCCCUCUCAGGCUUUUAAGGAUUUUAAGACCUAGUUAGUGUUAGCUGCCCUUUUGAUGAAGUUUGAAGCAACAAGAAAGCGUUCUAGAGUGCGUGCGAGGUCGCCGUUGAUCUCACCUUGGCGACAUUGUCUCAUGGUGUGUCUGUGUGUGUCACAAAAGAUCAAAAGGAGCAGGUUGCUUAACCUGCUGACUUGUCUAAGCGAGACAAAGCGCCUGACAAAAGGAGGCAGAGAAAGACGGAGAGCUACUCCCUUCAUUAUGUCCCCCACCUCUCCUCCUCCUCCUCCUCCCAGAACUGUGUUCUUCUUAAGAUCCGGGAGUCCUGAGAGAGCGAGCCGGACACAUUUCUCACUGAAGGAUGGGCUCGGCCCCGCACGUCUCAGAGUCUCAAAGCACCAGCCAAGGGCUCUAAAGCGCCACAAACAAAGGAGAAAGGAAAGGACACUUUUAUCUGAUGCACAGAUUAUUAUCGCUCCCCACCCUUCUCCACCCCUCCUUCCUGCAACCCCGCCCUAAAGUUAAAGAGUUCCUCCGCCUAAAAAGAUUAAUUCAGGAUAAUGAAGACUUAUGUGCAAAAAAAAAAAAAAGAAAAAAGGAUUAGUAAGACCUUAAUACCGCGUGGAAAAUAUUUUUGUCAAGUUUUCCUUUUGCUGGGGUCGUUUGGUUUUAAGGAUAACAUUAUUGAAAUACAUAUAUAGCCUUUUUUAAGAAUUGUAAAAGAUAAAUCUAUGGGAAGAAAAUAUAUAAAGUAGUGGAAGUUCCUCGGGAGGUUACAAAUUGUUUCAUAAAAGAAAUCUUGAGGGUAUUUUUAGUGACGGCUUUGUUUAAAUCUGUAUUCUGAAUAAGUGAGUUGUUGGUAGAUUAGGAGCAAUAGUCGUAGGUUUUUUGCAGGUUUUGUGACCAGUUUUUUCCUUUUGGUUUCUUUUUGUAUCGUGCUGAAUGGCUGUCUUCACGAGAUCAGAAAAAUAAAACUCGGAGUCCGUUUUCAGAGUAUGAAAUAUUGUCGUUGCUACUGUAAAUACUAUCAGGAUGAGACAAAGAAUAGCUGUACAGUUUUUCUAUUAUCACUCAGAGUGCUAGAAGAGGGCGGUUUAAAAGAAAAAAAAGAAGGGUGAAGUAAAAGAGAGAUGACCCUCUUCGCUUUUUUCAACUGGACUCAUAACCACUCUUCCAAAAAAACCCACAGAGGAGAGGUUUUUGUUGUUUUUCUUUUCCCUGCCAUGCCUUUAACGGGGGUCUGUUUCCCGUCGGCAGUGCCCUUGAAGUUGCACCAGCAUCCGUUUCUUUAAUUUUUCGCUGACAGAACGAUGCGUUAAGGCAAGCGGUCAGGUAAUGAUGAUGUCACGGAUUGGGCCGUUGGCAGGACCCGGUCUCGUCCCAAAAAACAAGGGCAGACUGCCGCCGACGUAGCUCUAGAUUUGACCUGGGAGAGAGACAGGAACUCAUUGUCAUCAGAAGCCUAGUGUCAUGGAGGGGGCACAACGUUGUACAGUUUAAAAAGAGACUGCAGACGGAGGAGGAAAAAAAAGAAGUGAUUUAUACCCUUUUUUACCGGGUUCAAACAGUUGGGAAAAGUUUGGACUUUUGUGGAAUUUCUGUACGCUUUGCAUUUUGUGUGUGUGUGUGUGUGUGUGUGUGUGUGUAUGUGUACAUGUAUAUGAGUGUGUGUCUGUGUGAGAGAAAAGACCGAUUAUGAGAACCUGUGAACCACUGAGUGACACAAUUCUCAACACUGUGGCCCCUCCCCCACCCCUGGGAGUACCAUCCUGACAUGUAAAUGAUUCUCAUUAAGCGUUGGCAACGUGUGUGUGUGUGUGUGUGUGUGUGUGUGUGUGUGUUGCGAUAAUUUCCUCUGAUCUGUUUUCUGACCUGUUUGAAAGGGGUUUUUGUUUCUCGAUGCUUUUCAGUAGUUAAUUCUUUUUUUAUUAUUACAUUGCUCCUCUUUUCCUUUUUUUUUGUAAAUAUCAACGAUGUGGACUUACAGUGAUAAAUACUGCCUUUGUGUAACUUAGCAAUAUGUUAUGUAAAUAGUGUUUUGUUGAUGCUUUUUGUAUGACAUUAUUAUUCGAUUCUAGUGCAGUAAUUCCAAACUGGAACGGCCAUGUUUCAAAUACAGUCUGAAUAGUUACAUACAGGUUGUAAAAUAAAACUCAUGACAUGGCUGCUUUUAUUUUUUUUUCUGUUAUCGGUGUCUAUUUGUCUUGCAGAUUUUGUGUAAUUUAUUGGUUUAAUUUAUCCUAAUUUAUUUGAUGUUGUUUUCUUUUGUUUUUCAAACAGGGAAGGCUGUACUGCAUUUCAUUAAGUAGAACCAAUUUUAAAAAAGAUUUUAAUCCUUAUCUACUUAAAAAAAAAUUUAAAACAAUUAGUAUUCUAGCAAGCUCAUUCAAUUGAGAUAAAUGGAGAUCUUGGCAGCUAAAUGGAACUGGACAGUUUUAAAAGAAGAAGAAGGAGAAAAAAAAAGAGGUUGUUAUGUUUUGUUCCGGGACGGGGCCGAGGGUGGGCUGAAGAAAGCUGAAACUAGUUUGAAGCAGUUUUUGUAUUUUCUCUUGAGAUUUUUUCCCCUGUGUUGCUUUGGCCCAGCCCAAAAACAACCAGUAGUCAAAUUGCCUUUCGUGCCUUCACCCUCUAUGAACUGAAUGUAUGUGCAGUAUAUAUGCAAGCUUGUGCAAAAUGAAUAAAAAAUGGAAAUAAAAAUGAAAAA